Molecule: messenger RNA, 2109 nt
Organism: Lolium rigidum
Lineage: Eukaryota; Viridiplantae; Streptophyta; Magnoliopsida; Poales; Poaceae
Product: 5' exonuclease Apollo-like
Exons: 5
Coding region: 1-1869 (622 amino acids)
Biological process (GO): interstrand cross-link repair; double-strand break repair via nonhomologous end joining; protection from non-homologous end joining at telomere
Molecular function (GO): 5'-3' DNA exonuclease activity; damaged DNA binding
Source: RefSeq, a predicted model, not a curated record
AUGCCGAUAGAAAUGCCGAGGGGCCUCCCCUUCGCCGUGGACACGUGGGGCCCCUCCUCCCGCCGCCGGCGCCACCGCUUCCUCACCCACGCGCACCGGGACCACCUCGCCGGCGCCGGGGCCGCGCCCGACGGUGGAGCCGUCGUCUACGCCACCCGCCUCACCAUGUCCCUCGCCCUCCGCCACUUCCCCCAGCUGGAUCAGGGGGAGUUCGUGGAGGUAGACGUGGGGAAGACGCUGGCGGUGGACGACCCCGCCGGCGCAUUCUCCGUCACCGCGUACGACGCCAACCACUGCCCUGGGGCGGUUAUGUUCUUGUUUGAGGGUGAAUUCGGUAGCAUACUGCACACGGGGGACUGCCGGCUUACACCGGAUUGUGUACAGGAUUUGCCGAUGAAGUACAUUGCAAAGAAAGGGAAGGAAAAUAUCUGCCGUCUAGACUUUGUGUUCCUGGACUGCACAUUCUCCAAAUGCUUCCUCAAGCUACCGAGCAAGGAGUCGGCAAUUCAGCAGGUUAUAGCUUGCAUCUGGAAGCAUCCGGAUGCACCUUUUGUUUAUCUUGCUUGUGAUCUUCUUGGUCACGAAGAGAUCCUAGUCGAGGUGUCCAGGACGUUUGGAUCGAAGAUUUAUGUCGACAUGAGAAGGAGCUCAGAUUGUUAUAAAGCACUGUCACUCACGACGCCUGAUAUCAUCACUGAUGAUCCAUCUUGUCGCUUUCAGAUAGUUGGAUUCUACCAAUUAUAUGAUAGUGCAACUAAAAAGCUUGAAGGUGCAAGGGCUAAUCAUCAGCCGGAGCCUUUAUUUAUCCGUCCGUCAACACAGUGGUAUGCCUGUGGUCGAAACCAGAAUCCCAGCCUAACAGAAGCUGUGCAGGACGAUUUUGGGAUAUGGCAUGUUUGCUUCUCCAUUCACUCCUCCCGUGAUGAGUUAGAGCAGGCGCUGCAACUUCUACAGCCUCAGUGGGUCAUCUCAACUACUCCCCCAUGCUUUGCCAUGGAGCUGAGCUAUGUAAAGAAACGUUGUUUCAAGACACAUUUGGCAACUGAUGACCCACUGUGGAAGAUAUUCAGAGAUCCUCUCCAAAAGUCUGUAUCCUCACCCUCAUCAGUGCUCGCUUCUUCCACGCAGACAGAUGAAGAUUCCUCAACUUCUGUUGAUAGCGACCAUCCAACCCUUGGCAGUGAAGAAUGCACACAUUUUGAUAUUAGCACACUUGAACUGCAAUUUGUUCCAUCCCCUCCGGUUCAAGAACCAGAUAUUACAUUGUUUGGAAGGGCAAGGUUUUGUUCUCAAGCAAUUGACAUAAUGAAAGAAGAUUUGUGCUACCAGCAUAUUCCUGCUGAAGAAACAGGGUUAUGCACGCCGGUAGAUUCGCUUGAAGAUUACAGCGAAGAUUUUGAAACAUAUUCAGGGAUGGAUUUGAUCUCAAAGCAAGCACCAGCGUCCCAACAGGAUCUUGUGGAAGCUGGACAUGAGGUCCCUUCCUGUAACUGUGAAGCAUCCCUAACCCUACCAGAAGCAUUUACAGUUCAACCACUGCCUGAUGUUCAAAGCAUUGCAUUAGUGGUGCCUCAUAAACCUGAGAAGUCUGAAACCAUGGUGGAGCCAAAAUCUCCAAGCGCCGCUGAAAGUUCAAGCCCUUGCAGAGUUAGAAGGGCACAAACAUCAGAUUAUCAAAAGGACCUUUCGUUUGUCAUCGGAUCAUCAAAAUCUUUGAAUGCAAGUUUGAAGAGGUUGUACAGAUCGAGGAAUCUCCCUGUCCCGCGUCCUCUCCCAUCAUUGGUUGGACUUCUGGAAUCCUCUAAACGAGUCAAAAUGCGAUCCAGCUCUGAUUAUAGUUCGUUGAAUUCACGGCACAGCUUACCUUAAAGAUUAAGAUUGAGCUUUAUACCUUUACCUUCAAGAUAAGAUAUACAAGUAUUUUAUAGCAUAUACAACAUAUUGUUAUUGCUAUUCUUACGGUAAUGGGAGUGUUGUCAGCAAAAUUGCAUCAUUGUAAGAUUAAUAUAUCUCGAGGGUGUACAUGUACUCUAUGUAUGGUUUUCAAAUUGUUGUACAGAAAAUUGGUGUAAUUUCCAUUGUCAGAUAAAUGAAAGUGACUUUGCUAUA